This is a messenger RNA of Aspergillus ruber CBS 135680, 1270 nucleotides long. RefSeq lists its product as uncharacterized. The transcript has 4 exons. Lineage: Eukaryota; Fungi; Ascomycota; Eurotiomycetes; Eurotiales; Aspergillaceae. The coding region runs from base 123 to 809 and encodes 228 amino acids. The record is from RefSeq and is a predicted model, not a curated record.
CUUAAAUACGCCUUUCUCGUCUCUUUCUUCUCAUCUUCCUCCACAUUUCCAUCAUCCUAGAUACAUCUUUAUUCUAUUCUUAUACUCCUCUCCAUUCUUAUAUCUAGAACCCGCAUCCCAUCAUGGCUGCCCCCGCCGACAUCACCAUCAAGAACCUCAACGGAGAAUGGACUCUGGACAAAUCCGUCUCCAACGACGCUGACCCAGUCCUGGCCCUUCAAGGAAUGAGCUGGCUCACCCGCAAGGCAAUUGGUCUCGCAACCCUCACCCUCAAGGUCCAUCAGUACCCCGAGUCCGCAAACCCCACCGUCAUCAACAUCGACAUCGACCAAAUAGCCACCGGCGGUAUUAAGGGCACCAGCGAGAAGCGUGUCACCGACUGGACCGCCCGUCCUCACUCUGACCACAUCUUCGGUAACGUUGAGGGCCAGUCUCGCGUUAUCCGGGGCGUCAAGGGCGCAGAUGGCAAGGUGCGGCCGAACCUGGAGGUCAGCACCAAGGUUGGCAAUGAUGACGACGAUGCCAAGGUUGCGCGGUUCUUGAGGGGUGAGGUCCUGGCGGAUGGAUCUGAGACUGAGGGCUUCCAGGUGGAAGCUCUAGGUGAAGAGUACGGCGAUGGAGAAGGUCUCUAUAUCCAGAACUUCGUUGUGAACAAGGACGCUGGGUAUGGCUGGACCGCAGAGCAGGUUUGGGGGUUCGAAACUGUUCAAGACGAGCGUCGUUACACCCGCCGUAUCGUGGUGGCCAAAGACGGCAAAUACCAAAUGAUCCGCUUCGUGUACUCCUUCCUCAAGCAUCGGGAUGCCUAAGCUGUUCAUGUGCUGAGUGUGCUAUGAAAAAGAGAUUCGCGCUUUGGCCAAGUCUGACCAGUAAAAUUACUGAACUUGACAGACAAGUGACAGCGUCAUGAAUUGAAGAACUUUGACUAGCGUUUCUUCUUGUUUAUCAUAUUAUAAUACAUGAUUCCGGGCACCUAGAAAGUAUAACAGAACCCAACGGUUUCACACUUCAUAAGAAGAGAACAUGUACCAGUGAAUGAGCAAUAUUCUCGAAGCCCUAAGCCUCGAGAUUCACCUGACGUGUCUAAAUCCGGUGUCAAAAGUCCAGCAUGCUGAUGGACAACCUCGAAAUUUUUAUAAUGGUAGAAGUAAAGAUGGAUUGGACUUUAGAUCCUUAGAAGAGACUAAACCAUGUAUGCGUUCCUUGCUGGAAGAUUCAGCGCGACUGCUUUGGAUAUAGUAUAUUUAGAGUGAUAUAAUCUAUCACAGGG